This is a messenger RNA of Porites lobata, 2088 nucleotides long. The record is from the annotation of a GenBank genome assembly. Lineage: Eukaryota; Metazoa; Cnidaria; Anthozoa; Scleractinia; Poritidae.
ACAAGGGGUAACAAGGGUAACAAGGGUAACAAGGGUAACAAGGGUAACAAAGGUAACAAGGGUAACAAGGGUAACAAGGGUAACAAAGGGUAACAAAGGUAACAAGGGGUAACAAGGGGUAACAAGGGUAACAAGGGGUAACAAGGGUAACAAGGGUAACAAGGGGUAACAAGGGUAACAAGGGUAACAAGGGUAACAAGGGUAACAAGGGGUAACAAGGGGUAACAAGGGUAACAAGGGUAACAAGGGUAACAAGGGGUAACAAGGGUAACAAGGGGUAACAAGGGUAACAAGGGUAACAAGGGUAACAAAGGGUAACAAGGGUAACAAGGGUAACAAGGGGUAACAAGGGUAACAAGGGGUAACAAAGGUAACAAGGGGUAACAAGGGUAACAAGGGGUAACAAGGGUAACAAGGGGUAACAAGGGGUAACAAGGGUAACAAGGGUAACAAGGGUAACAAGGGGUAACAAGGGGUAACAAGGGGUAACAAGGGUAACAAGGGUAACAAGGGGUAACAAGGGUAACAAGGGUAACAAGGGUAACAAGGGUAACAAGGGGUAACAAGGGUAACAAGGGUAACAAGGGUAACAAGGGUAACAAGGGGUAACAAGGGUAACAAGGGGUAACAAGGGUAACAAGGGUAACAAGGGGUAACAAGGGUAACAAGGGGUAACAAGGGUAACAAGGGUAACAAGGGGUAACAAAAGGUAACAAGGGUAACAAGGGGUAACAAGGGUAACAAGGGGUAACAAGGGUAACAAGGGUAAGUAACAAGGGUAACAAGGGGUAACAAGGGUAACAAGGGUAACAAGGGGUAACAAGGGUAACAAGGGGUAACAAGGGUAACAAGGGUAACAAGGGUAACAAGGGUAACAAGGGUAACAAGGGUAACAAGGGGUAACAAGGGUAACAAGGGUAACAAGGGGUAACAAGGGUAACAAGGGGUAACAAGGGGUAACAAGGGUAACAAGGGUAACAAGGGGUAACAAGGGGUAACAAGGGUAACAAGGGGUAACAAGGGUAACAAGGGUAACAAGGGGUAACAAGGGUAACAAGGGGUAACAAGGGUAACAAGGGUAACAAGGGUAACAAGGGGUAACAAGGGUAACAAGGGGUAACAAGGGAACAAGGGUAACAAAGGGUAACAAGGGGUAACAAGGGUAACAAGGGGUAACAAGGGUAACAAGGGUAAAAGGGUAACAAGGGGUAACAAGGGUAACAAGGGUAACAAGGGGUAACAAGGGUAACAAGGGUAACAAGGGGUAACAAAGGGUAACAAGGGGUAACAAGGGUAACAAGGGGUAACAAGGGUAACAAAAGGGGUAACAAGGGUAACAAGGGUAACAAAGGUAACAAGGGGUAACAAGGGGUAACAAGGGUAACAAGGGUAACAAGGGGAAACAAGGGGUAACAAGGGGUAACAAGGGGUAACAAGGGGUAACAAGGGUAACAAGGGGUAACAAGGGUAACAAGGGUAACAAGGGGUAACAAGGGGUAACAAGGGGUAACAAGGGUAACAAGGGGUAACAAGGGUAACAAGGGUAACAAGGGGUAACAAGGGUAACAAGGGGUAACAAGGGUAACAAGGGGUAACAAGGGGUAACAAGGGUAACAAGGGUAACAAGGGUAACAAGGGUAACAAGGGUAACAAGGGUAACAAGGGGUAACAAGGGUAACAAGGGGUAACAAAGGGGUAACAAGGGAACAAGGGGUAACAAGGGUAACAAGGGGUAACAAGGGUAACAAGGGGUAACAAGGGGAACAAGGGGUAACAAGGGUAAAAGGGGUAACAAGGGUAACAAGGGGUAACAAGGGUAACAAGGGGUAACAAGGGUAACAAGGGGUAACAAGGGUAACAAGGGGUAACAAGGGGUAACAAGGGGUAACAAGGGGUAACAAGGGGUAACAAGGGGUAACAAGGGUAACAAGGGGUAACAAGGGGUAACAAGGGGUAACAAGGGUAACAAGGGGUAACAAAGGGUAACAAGGGGUAACAAGGGUAACAAGGGUAACAAGGGGUAACAAGGGUAACAAGGGUAACAAGGGUAACAAGGGUAACAAGGGUAACAAGGGUAACAAGGGGUAA